Molecule: messenger RNA, 2342 nt
Organism: Manihot esculenta (cassava)
Lineage: Eukaryota; Viridiplantae; Streptophyta; Magnoliopsida; Malpighiales; Euphorbiaceae
Exons: 8
Coding region: 52-2199 (715 amino acids)
Molecular function (GO): protein binding
Source: RefSeq, a predicted model, not a curated record
CAGCAGAAGCAAAAUACACUUCUAAGCUGCCAUCUAUUGAGCUCGGCAAACAUGUGGAAUAGCAUUGUUCCAGAGCAUUUAGCAACUCAUAAUUAUGAAAACUGGAGAAUUUGGAUGAAGAACUAUCUGUUAGCUCAUGAUCUCUGGGACAUUGUUGAAGAAACUACGGAAACUCCUAAUCCAAAACAGGCUGAAUUUAAGGAAUGGAAAAAGAAGAACGCUGCAGCUUUACAUGCAAUCCAUAUUUCAUGCUCUCUUGAUGUAUUUUUAAAGAUUAAAGAGAUAGAUUCAGCUGGUCUUUGUUGGAAUGCUUUGGCUGAUAUCACGGUGGAAUGCAUACCGAAGCCGGAGCCGGAGCCACAGCCUAUACUACAAUCAGAGAAGGAGAAUGUGUACCUUAAAUUUCGGCCCUUAUGCCUGGCCAUAGAGAACGGUGAUUGCGAAGCUGUUAAAGAAUUCCUUAAGAAUCGCCCAGAGGCAGUAAGAGAAAAACUUACAAACUUUGGUGAUACAGCUCUUCAUCUGGCAGCCUUUAAUGGGAAUGUGAAGGUGGUGGAAGAGUUAGUAGAGUUAAUGAAAGAAGAAGACUUAGAAAUACUAAAUAAUAAUAAUGAGACAGCUCUAAACAUAGCUGCUGGUUCUGGAAUCUUAAGACUUGCAGAAUGCAUGAUAAACAAGAACAAGAAGUUGGCCUGUGUCACAGGAACUACACAUAUCCCUGUCAUUGUAGCAUGUAGCAAAGGCCAUAGGGAUAUGACUUGUUUUCUAUAUUCUGUCACUCCAUUAGACUUUCUACGUCCAGAAGCUGGUGCUUUCGGAUCUUUGUUUCUCCAUGAAGCUAUCGGCAAUUAUUUUUUUGAUAUUGCCUUGGAUCUGGUCCAGCAUUGCCCACUUCUAGCUAUUACAAGAAAUCAUCUUGGAACCACACCUCUGAUUGAAUUCUCCUGUCUAACUAGUUUAUUCCCAGCAAGCUGUCGUCUAUCAUUUUGGCAACGAUGGAUCUAUUCAUGUAUUAACGUGCAUCAACUUGCUUCCUCAAGAGAUGUUCGAAUAUACAUUCCACAAAAUGGCCGAAAAGAAGAUGGGAACUUUUUGAAAAGAGGGUUAAAUCAAUUGCGUUCUCUGGGUUCAAAAUUGCUGGAAUUAUCAGGAAUAAAGCAGGUCUAUGAUUUGAAGUUGAUACACACUCAAGCUUUGCAACUUCUUGAUUGCAUAUGUGAUGGAGCAAUAUCAACUUUAGAUGACUCAAAAGUGGAGGAGUAUGGAAUAUAUGAAGCAUACUUUAUAGCUAUUCAAAAUGGGAUUAUUGAAAUAGUUACAAAGAUUAUUAAAGCUCAUCCACCAGUGUUGAUUGUUAAAGAAUUGGCUUCAAAUAAAAAUAUACUUUUGACUGCUGUCAUGUUUCGGCAAGAAAAAGUAUUCAGCAUUGUCUACGGGCUUGAUACAAGGAAGAACCUUUUGCUUCUUGGCCGUGAUAAUGAUAGGAACAACAUGCUACAUAUGGCAGCAAUGUUGGCACCUCCUCAUCGACUUGCUCGUAUCUCUGGUGCAGCUCUACAGAUGCAGAGAGAGCUACAGUGGUAUAAGGAAGUGGAAAGCAUUCUAAAGCCUUCAUACAAGGAAUAUGUUAACAAGUUUGGUGUCAAACCUCCCCAAAUGUUUACAAAUACCCACAAGGAUUUAGUGACAGAAGGAGAGAAAUGGAUGAAAGAGACUGCAACGUCUUGCACAGUUGUUGGUGCUCUUAUUAUUACGAUUAUGUUUACUGCAGCAUUUACUGUUCCUGGUGGCAACAUUCAAGAAACUGGGUAUCCAAUGUUUUUACAUGAAAAAGCAUUCAAGGUUUUCAUAAUAGCUGAUGCAAUUUCUCUCUUCUCUUCAUCAACAUCAGUGUUGAUGUUUUUAGGAAUCUUAACAUCUCGAUAUUCAGAAGAUGAUUUCCUCAAAUCUUUGCCUACUAAGUUGAUCAUUGGUCUUUCCACACUUUUUUUCUCUAUCGCAACUAUGAUGGUGGCUUUUUGUGCUACACUUAUACUUAUGUUGGAAGGAGAAUUGAACCUUAUCAUUCCACUAGUUUUAUUAGCUAGUAUUCCUGUCACUCUUUUUAUAUUUUUGCAAUUUCCCCUUCUUGUUGAAAUUUUUAUAUCCACUUAUGGUCCUGGUAUAUUUGAUAGGAAAAGCAAGUACUUGCACAAAUAAUGUAAUUUUAACCUUGUGAGCUUGCUUAAAUUUAUGGCCAAUAAUGUAACUUCAACAGUGUGAGAUUGUUUAAAUUUAUGGUAUUUAUUGGGAUUUUGCCUUCAAUUGUAUGUAUUUAUAUUAAAAUAUUUUUUUCUCAAAGA